AUGAGUGUUUUAAAGGAAGUAAACAGGAACCUUGCCGCUCUUCCUGGUAAUUUUACUAACAUAUUGAUAAUUGGUGGAUCAUAUGCUGGAUUGUCAUUUAUUAAAAAUUUUAUCAGUCAGCUCACUGCGAGUCAAAAUGGGAAAAUUUUGCCGUUACAACCUAGAAGAAAGUUCUCUAUUACUAUGAUUGAGCCUAAGUCAGGGUUUUUAAAUGUUAUCGGUCUUCCUAGAGCAAUUGUAGAUACUGAUUUUGCUGCAACUCAAUAUAUUUCAUAUGAUAAACUAAACGGUAUUAAAUUCAAUAAUAUUUUCAAGAAUGAAAAAAAUAUCAGAACAUACGAAGCUGCUGAAAACAAAAAAAUUGGUUUUGAGUUGAAUCAUAUUCAGGGGACAGUUACAAAAAUGGGUUUAAACCGUAUUGAAUACGUAAUGAAUGAACGGCCUCAAGUAUCUUCUCUUGGAUUUGAUUUUGCAGUAUUGGCAUCAGGCAGACACAGGGGUCCUCCAGUAACCCCUAUGUCUUGUGAUAAACUCUCGUUCCUAAAUGAAAUGAAUGAAUUUAGAAAGAAUGUUGAACAGUAUGAUUCAAUAUCUGUUAUUGGUGCCGGUGCUGUUGGAAUUGAAGUUGCUUCUGACAUUAAGCAAUAUUAUCCUGAAAAAACAGUUAAUUUAAUUCACCCACACUCGCUGUUUCCUCCAGAGCCCCUUUCUGAUGAGUUCAAAAACUUGGUACAUAAAUCAUUGAAAGAUUCAGGUAUGAACAUCUUCCUUGAAACUAGGAUUGCCGAAGAGUUACCUAAUGGUAACUUGGUAUCAACUGACGGUAAGACUAUUGAAUCACAAUUUAAUUAUUGGAGCACUGGCAAAAAGAAUAAUAUUAACAUGCUAUCUAAGGAUAUAAAAGAUAAAUAUGUUUCAGAACAAGGCAAUAUGUUGGUAAACGAGUACUUGCAACUUUCCAAUUCGAAAGAGACCGUACAAAACAUUUUUUGUGUUGGAGAUAUUGUUGAUUUGCCAGUUAUAAAAACUGCAGGAUGGGCAAAUGGAAUGGGUGAAGUAUGUGCGGCUAAUGUUUUUAGACUAUUAUGCAAUGAGAAGGCGGAUAAGAUCAUACCUCAAGAAUACCUCUCCUUCAAGAGCAUGGUCCUUUUGACGGGAAAUGAGGAUCUUAUAAGUGAAGUUAAUGGCAAGGUUGAAAUAAACAACCCUUCUCUCGUAGAGGAGUACAAAGAUUAUUGUAUGAGCAAGGUUAGAAUAAAGUUAGAUCUAUAA
Messenger RNA from Debaryomyces tyrocola, 1272 nucleotides. Lineage: Eukaryota; Fungi; Ascomycota; Pichiomycetes; Serinales; Debaryomycetaceae. The record is from the annotation of a GenBank genome assembly.